Molecule: messenger RNA, 3664 nt
Organism: Solea senegalensis (Senegalese sole)
Lineage: Eukaryota; Metazoa; Chordata; Actinopteri; Pleuronectiformes; Soleidae
Gene: ndst2a
Product: N-deacetylase/N-sulfotransferase (heparan glucosaminyl) 2a
Exons: 14
Coding region: 914-3634 (906 amino acids)
Cellular component (GO): Golgi apparatus
Molecular function (GO): heparan sulfate N-sulfotransferase activity; deacetylase activity
Source: RefSeq, a predicted model, not a curated record
UUCCAGCAGAACCAAGAUGGCGGGGGAAGCAGCGACUCGCUGAAGUUGACUUGUAUGAAACAACAAACACUGGGGCUGAGGUGACGGAGGUGACGGAGGUGACGGAGGUGAGGCAGGUGACGCAGGUGACUCGCUUCUCUUCCGCUAACACCGGUGAGCCUGAAACCACGCACACAUCCCUCGCGCAGUGAACGCUGUGGUGUUUGAGUCGCUGUGCUAGCCUCCGCACCUAGCUGUAGCCUCAUCCCAGUGGGCAGGGGACUGACGUCUGGACGGGGGACCACCACCACCACCACCACCAUCAUCAUCAUCAUCACACGGAUGUGCUCGCGGCACCGCGCCGCUCGAAGAAGACAAGAGGCCGCAGGUGUGCUCACGGACACAGGUGUCUUUCUGGGAUGUCCACAGUAGGUGGCCAGGGGGGUUCAACCCCAACGCCGACCUCCCCACUGCUGAGACGCUACCCAAGCUACAAACUACUCUACACGGGGGCAUGUCCACAUCCAGAGUCCCUGGCACAGCUGCUUGAAAGAGAAGGCUGACCCAGCCACAGGCGGCUGAGGCUGAAAGUUGGACCAGAUCAUUUUGACCUUACUGGUCCUCAGACAUAAAUUUGCUCGCUGCUCCUGAAUCUCCUCAUCCAUUACAUUCCAUAUUUUCUUUGCUUCUUCUGUUUUGUCACCUGAGAGAUUUUUGCUCUAACAGAGCUGGAAGUGUAGAGCGGGUAAUGGAGCUAAUGGCCAUGGUGACCUAGAGUAAAUGGCUCUUCCUCAGCACAGCUUAGUGCCAGUGUCUACAGCUCAGUUACCCUCCUACACUCCCCCCUCCUCACUCGCUCACCUGUACCACACCACACUGCCUGUUUCCUGCUGCUGCUGCUUGCUGUGUAGUUCCACCUCCCCUCUCCAACACCAUGGUCGGUGCAGGCUUGGGUGUGUGGAAACUAAUGCGAGGUGUCCGCCAGCUGGAGCUUCACCGCCUCAUCCUGGCACUAAUCAUCUUCUGCUUACUGUCCAUGGCCUUCCUAGCAUACUAUGUCUCCAACAGCCCCAAAAUCAAGGAGGCUCCCCCUUUGCCCUUUAGUGACUGUGGUGGAGGAGGCGGGAUGCCGCCAGGAGCUAGUACUGGGGCCACUGGGGGAGGGGCAGGUGUUCAGAGGGCACCACUUUUCCUUCCAUUGCACCAAGGCCGACUACGACAGGCGAAGGCGGUGGACAACUCCAGGACAGAGCCUGUGGUACUGGUGUUUGUAGAGAGCAUCUACUCCCAGCUGGGCCAGGAGAUUGUAGCCAUAUUAGAGUCCAGCCGCUUCCACUAUCGGACACAGAUCGCUCCCGGUAAAGGCGACUUGCCCACGCUGACGGAGCAUAACCGUGGACGCUACACACUAAUCAUCUAUGAAAACCUUUUAAAAUAUGUCAAUCUGGACGCGUGGAACCGUGACUUGCUGGAUAAAUACUGUUCAGAAUAUGGAGUUGGUGUCAUUGGCUUCUUCAAAGCGAAUGAAAACUCCCUCCUCAGUGCACAGCUCAAAGGGUUUCCCCUAUUUCUACACUCACACCUCGGACUCAGGGACUACCGCAUCAACCCCAGUGCUCCUCUACUCUACAUCACCAAGCCCAACCAGGUGGAGCAGGGCCCGUUACCAGGAGACGACUGGACCAUUUUUCAGUCCAACCACUCUACUUAUGAACCAGUGCUCCUGGCUAGCACCAAGUCCUCUGAGGCACUGGCACACUUUGGACCCACUCACCUGCGGGCCCUCCAUGCCACAGUGGUCCAGGACUUGGGACUCUACGAUGGAAUUCAAAGAGUUCUCUUUGGAAACAAUCUAAACUACUGGCUUCACAAGCUGGUGUUCGUAGACGCCAUCGCAUAUCUGACAGGGAAGCGACUGUGUUUGUCCUUGGACCGCCACAUCCUGGUGGACGUGGAUGACAUAUUUGUCGGUAAGGAGGGAACCCGCAUGAAGGUGCCAGACGUGGAGGCGUUACUCAACACUCAACACAAACUGAGAGCACUGGUCCCUGACUUCACUUUCAACUUGGGAUUUUCUGGGAAGUUUUAUCACACAGGUACUGAUGAGGAAGAUCGAGGGGACGACAUGCUGCUACAGCACAGGAUGGACUUCUGGUGGUUCCCGCACAUGUGGAGCCACAUGCAGCCUCACCUCUUUCACAAUGUCAGUGUGUUGGCUGAGCAGAUGAGGCUCAACAAGGUCUUUGCUCAGGAGCAUGGUAUCCCCACAGAUAUGGGCUAUGCAGUGGCUCCACACCAUUCUGGUGUUUACCCGGUUCACAGCCAGCUCUACGAGGCCUGGAAAUCCGUGUGGGGCAUUAAGGUGACCAGCACAGAGGAAUACCCCCAUCUGAGGCCAGCCAGAUACCGCCGGGGCUUCAUCCAUAAUGACAUCAAGGUGUUGCCCAGGCAGACAUGUGGUCUGUUCACUCAUACUAUUUUCUAUCAUGAAUAUCCCGGAGGCUCAAAGGAGCUGGACAAGAGCAUCAGAGGAGGAGAAUUGUUCCUCACUGUCCUCCUCAACCCUAUCAGUAUCUUCAUGACUCACCUGUCUAAUUAUGGCAACGACAGACUGGGUCUCUACACAUUUGAGUCUUUGGUGAAGUUUGUCCAGUGUUGGACGAACCUCCGGCUGCAGACGCUGCCCCCGGUCCAGCUUUCUGAAAAAUACUUCCAGAUCUUUCCUGAGGAGAGAGACCCACUCUGGCAGAACCCCUGUCAUGAUAAGAGACACAAAGAUAUCUGGUCUAAAGAAAAGACCUGUGACAGGCUUCCCAAGUUCCUCGUCAUUGGACCACAAAAAACAGGCACUACAGCACUUCAUUCAUUCCUGAGCCUCCACCCAGCAAUCACCAGCUCCUUCCCCAGCCCCAUCACAUUCGAGGAGAUCCAGUUCUUCAGUGGAGCAAAUUACGACAACGGCAUUGACUGGUACAUGGACUUCUUCCCGUUCCCCUCCAACGUCAGCACAGAUUUCAUGUUUGAGAAAAGUGCCAACUACUUUGACACGGAGGCGGCUCCUAAAAGAGCUGCCGCCCUGUUACCCAGAGCCAAAGUCCUGGCCGUGCUCAUCAACCCGUCAGACAGAGCUUACUCCUGGUACCAGCACCAGAGGGCGCACCAGGACCCUGCAGCGCUCAACAACACGUUUCAUGUGGUGGUGACAGCAGGACUCACAGCAUCCAAGGACCUGCUGCUCCUUCAGAGACGCUGCCUUAACCCUGGAGCCUAUGCUGCUCACCUGGAGCGCUGGCUGCAACACUACCAGCCCAAUCAGAUGCACAUCGUGGACGGCGCUCUGCUGCGGACAAACCCAGCGCUGGUGAUGGAUGGAAUCCAGAGGUUUCUUGGUGUCACUCCCGUCUUCAACUACACGCAGGCUCUAAUGUACGACGACAGCAAAGGUUUCUGGUGUCAGCGAGUGGAAGGAGGUCGAGCCAAGUGUCUGGGGAAGAGCAAAGGAAGGAAGUAUCCGGAAAUGAGUCCCGAGUCCCGUGCCGUCCUCACUGACCACUAUCGUGAGCAGAACUUGGAGCUGCUUCACCUGCUGAAUCGUCUGGGUCAGCCUCUGCCAUCCUGGCUCCGCCAAGAACUCCAGAGCAGCAGCUGGAGCUGAGGUCACAAACCCAGACACACACGCACACAC